CAAAAGCUUGCUUUUGUUCAAGAUAACAAUGGUCGUUCCUUUGACAUUGUGUGGACAGCGAGAUCCCCUCUCCUCUGUUCAGUCAUGUCCGUCGCGGAAUCGUCCCCACUGGGCCUCAUCCUUGAACCCACCAUUGUAUUUACAAUCUUGGGUGCCGGAGUCUACUUUAACCGAAUUCAUUCCCCAGUCUACCCACCCAAAGAUCCUCAUCCCCCUCUCCCAUACCGUGAACGCACCUUUUUCGGAUGCAAGGUAUCAACACGGGAUACCAGCGUCUGGCGAACAACAACUCUAUCCCGCCUCCUCUUUCGAUACCCUUUUAUUAUCGAAGUAUGUUAUUGGGUCCUUACGUACUUGGUUUACCAAGGAGCGAGAGGGGUAACGGCAUUGACGUUUACGGAAUCCACGACGGAUCUCGCACGAGAAAAUGGCAUGUGGAUUCUUGAAGUUGAGAAUAUACUCGGAAUAGACACGGAAAGAGAAUUUCAACGCUUUUUUUUGGAUCGACCGUUUUGGAUGGGGGUUUUGAACCGUGUGUAUAGUUUUGUUCAUAUCCCUGCCACUGUUGGAUUUUUCGGCUACAUGUACUACCAAACCUCUUCUGCAACUUUUACUCGAAUCCGUCGUACCAUGGCCUUAUGCAACCUCUAUGCGUUCAUCGUCUUUACGACAUGGCCCGCCAUGCCUCCGAGACUCUUACCCAAAGAAUACGGGUUUAUUGACACAGUCCACUCUACACGCAUCGCAAGCGUGUGGACCACCAACGCCUUUUGCAACCAACUCGCCGCCAUGCCUUCCCUCCAUUUCGGAUACGCAUUCAUAGUCGGUACAUCCAUACUCGUACAUGCACAUUGGAAACCCCUUCGUAUCCUUGGAGCCCUCUACGCACCCCUCAUCCUCGUCGCGAUCGUCGCUACAGCCAAUCACUACUUUCUGGACGCCAUUGCAGGCUUUUUUGUGGCUAUCCUCGCGUAUUUUACUAAUAAUGUCCUAUUGAAUUUAUUGGUGAUUGAGGAUCUUGUUUUGUGGGUUUUACGAAUUGAGAAACCGCCUACCAAGGAACAAGUCCAGUUUAUGACUCGGGGAACUGAUUAUGAGAGUGAGGAGUCUAUGAAAGUUUGGUAUGAGAGAGUUUAA
Spizellomyces punctatus DAOM BR117 is the source of this 1137-nucleotide messenger RNA. RefSeq lists its product as uncharacterized. Bases 85 to 1137 code for a protein of 350 amino acids. Gene Ontology annotation, biological process: sphingolipid biosynthetic process; inositol phosphoceramide metabolic process. The record is from RefSeq and is a predicted model, not a curated record. Gene Ontology annotation, cellular component: inositol phosphoceramide synthase complex. Gene Ontology annotation, molecular function: inositol phosphoceramide synthase activity. NCBI's taxonomy places the organism in Eukaryota, Fungi, Chytridiomycota, Chytridiomycetes, Spizellomycetales, Spizellomycetaceae. The transcript has 2 exons.